AUGUCGGCUACUAUGGCGGUUGGGUUACAGGACCCCGAAGGAGCAAUUCUCAUGUGGACCAAGCUCCAAGUUCCCAAGGAUCUGGAGCUGAAUAUCGAAUGGGAUGGAUUAUUUCUGCCACUAAUUCAGGCCCCUGGACACUCGGGGUCUGGAUGGGCCAGAUUUGAGAACUCGGACACAAUUCUUCUGGUAACAGAAUGGAAGAGGGCUUUGGACCAGAGAGGGUUCAUAGCCUCGCCUUCCGCCCAGCUCUACCAUGAGGAUCUCAAGAGUAGAGGAAUAGUACAUGUAUCCUCCCAUGAGACACGCUCUUCGAGAUUCAUAUUCUUCGACCCUCUUAUGUGUUCAUACCUCCAAUUGUUUUGGAUUUACUUUGCCGCACCUGUCACAGAAGCCCAGCUUGUCCAAAUUUCGAAGAUAAAAUCCAUUCGUGGGGUGGCUAUAUUGAAAAACUUCACCAAUGAUCUUGAAAAGAGUCGUGACUAUCUUUAUCCUAUCAAGAUGUGGGCCAACCACAUAGAAUCCGUGGAUGGUCAGGAGGCUCAGUUGCUGUUGUGGCCACAUUUCUGGAAGAGUGCAAAAUUGGCCGAAUUUCGGCACGCUGGAAAAUAUGUUAUGUCUGGUAAUAGUCGUUUCGGUUCCGGAUCCCGACAGGAGAGGUUCUGUGAGAACCUGGAUAAGUUAGAACCUAUGAGCUGGAGGGAAGAUAUUUUAUCUUUUAGACGUAUCCGUGAGAUUUGA
Penicillium brevicompactum is the source of this 741-nucleotide messenger RNA. RefSeq lists its product as uncharacterized. Lineage: Eukaryota; Fungi; Ascomycota; Eurotiomycetes; Eurotiales; Aspergillaceae. Bases 1 to 741 code for a protein of 246 amino acids. The record is from RefSeq and is a predicted model, not a curated record. The transcript is spliced from 2 exons.